Messenger RNA from Hyalella azteca, 2555 nucleotides. RefSeq names its product aspartate--tRNA ligase, cytoplasmic (gene AspRS). The record is from RefSeq and is a predicted model, not a curated record. Bases 62 to 1660 code for a protein of 532 amino acids. Gene Ontology annotation, biological process: aspartyl-tRNA aminoacylation. NCBI's taxonomy places the organism in Eukaryota, Metazoa, Arthropoda, Malacostraca, Amphipoda, Hyalellidae. Gene Ontology annotation, cellular component: cytosol; cytoplasm; aminoacyl-tRNA synthetase multienzyme complex. The transcript has 9 exons. Gene Ontology annotation, molecular function: RNA binding; aspartate-tRNA ligase activity; ATP binding.
UUGUUGCCCUCGGCCCCUCGCGUAAGUCGCGUUGCAAGGUCGAACGUCGAGGUAUUCAGCUAUGUCCGAAAUUGUGCUCGAUAAUUUUGGGGAUGAGAUUAGCAAGAAGGCUGCCAAGAAAGCCCAAAAAGCUGCUGAGAAAGCUGCCAAGAAAGCUCAGCAUAAAGCUGAGGAGAGAGCCACAAAUGGGAGUGCAACUAAUGAACAGUCUGGUGGACCAGCUGAAGAUGUCUCUGUUGGGAAGUAUGGCAUUUGUGAGCUGAUCUGCAGUGUAGAAAAUAAACCCGUGCAGCAUGUGAACAUAAGCCAACUCAAUGGCUCCAUGAUUGGACACACUGUGCUUGUAAGAGCAAGACUACAUACUGCCAGAGCUACAGGCAAGCAGUGCUUCUUCACCUUACGAAGCCAAGACCACAGCAUCCAGUGCGUGCUUGCUCUUGGUCCUUCAGUCUCAAAACAAAUGCUCAAGUUUGUUGCUGGUAUCAACAAAGAGAGCAUUGUGGAUGUCACUGGUGUUGUAGUUAAAGCAGCCCAGGCCGUGUCGUCCUGCACUAUAGAAGAUUUGGAGAUACAGCCAAGCUCUGUAAUGGUCGUGUCCCUCGCUGAGCCAAGACUUCCUUUGCAGAUCGACGACGCCCAGCGUGCUGAGACUGAGGGUGACGAAGUAGCACGGGUGCUGCAGGACACUCGUCUGGACCACAGAAUACUUGACCUGCGCACUGCGACCAGCCAGGCAACCUUCCGGCUGGAGGGGGGCGUGUGCCGCCUCUUCAGGGAAUACCUCACUGCCAAGGGCUUCACAGAGAUAAUGUGUCCCAAGCUUAUAUCUGCUGCCAGUGAAGGAGGAGCCAACGUGUUCGGCAUGAACUACUUUGAGCGGAAAGCUUUCUUGGCGCAGUCUCCUCAGCUUUACAAGCAGAUGGCGAUCGCUGGAGACUUUGAGAAAGUCUUCACUAUCGGGCCUGUUUUCAGAGCUGAAAACUCUAACACUCACAGGCACCUGACUGAGUUCGUAGGUCUGGACAUGGAGAUGGCGUUUGUACAUCACUACCACGAAGUGAUGAUGCUCAUCGGGGACAUGUUUGUUCAUAUGUUCCGAGGGCUAGAAAAAGAACAUAAACGUGACAUUGAGCUAGUGGGAAAGCAGUUUCCUGCAACACCAUUUAGAUACCUUAGUCCUCCACUUGUACUUCAGUUUCGUGAAGGGGUACAGAUGCUGCGUGAGGCUGGAAUUGAAAUGGAGGACGACGAAGACCUGAGCACUCCAAAUGAGAAGUUGCUCGGUCAGUUGGUGAAGGCUAAGUACAACACCGACUUCUUCAUCCUGGACAAGUUCCCGCUUGCGGUGCGGCCGUUCUACACCAUGCCUGAUCCCCGCAAUAGCAAGUGGAGUAACUCCUAUGAUAUGUUCAUGAGAGGUGAAGAAAUUCUCUCUGGGGCUCAGCGAAUACACGACCCCAAACUCCUCACUGAGAGAGCCAACCAUCACGGCAUCGCCAUAGACACCAUACAGGCGUACAUUGACAGCUUCAGAUAUGGAUGCCCACCGCACGCAGGAGGAGGCAUAGGUCUGGAGCGCGUCACGAUGCUCUACCUCGGCCUGGACAACAUCAGGAAAACUUCCAUGUUCCCUCGGGACCCUAAACGCCUCACGCCCUAAUUCCUCGUACGCCAGUCUGACUCUUACUUCAUCAAUUGGAACCCGCAACGAAAAAAAAAUAUUCUCCAGUAACCUUAUACGCUUCACGCCCAGAUUCGUCUUACGCCGAUAUGAGCAUUAUUUUAUUCAUUUAUUAAUCCGCCCUGACAAUACUUCAACGUUUCUGUGAGGACCUUAACCGCCUUACGCUCUGAUUUCUUCCUCUUCACCAGUGCGACAAUUCUGUAUAAAUGGUGCACAACGCUGAAAAGAAAAUUCAAAUUAUUUGUGUAACCAUUAAUGGCUUCCUAAAUCUUGUGAAAGUGUGACAAUCUUUAAUUCAUGACUACGUAUCACCUUUGAUGUGGGUGACAUGAUAAAGUUGACUUUACCAAGUUGACGUAAUUUGAAUGUGUGCUUAUUUUUUAAUUUGAAUGUGUGAGUUUAAUAAUAAUUAACCCUUUGUAUACCGACAUUACCAGGAAUGCUGUUGUGUAGAGAAUUAACAACAGUCAAUGCAUUAGCAGUCGCCGGAAGGUUGAUGCACUGUCAUUCAACUUACCCCUGAUCACAGCCUUAUUCUAAAUUGCUGGGAUGCCGGGGCUACGUUACCCUCACGAUUUGCAACCUGAACCAAUAGUAAAAAUUUUCUCAAUUGGCUCGCCUUUAUAAAGUAACUAACGCUCGCACUUCCAGUUGAAAACGUCCAUUUCUCUUGUUGAACUAUGUACACCAACAUCGAUUAUGAUGCCUGUGACCUUAAUCUUACAUUCUGUUGUGCUGGCUUCUUUGUUGGAAAUCUCAAAAAUUCGUCUAGCUUUUCGGGAUAGUUCUGAUCAUAUUGUUUAAAUUUUGUGUUCGCUUUGCCGUGGGGGUUCAUUGACGUGUUUGGGUCGAAUAUUGACGCCUGCUCAUA